AUGCAUGGCGAAUACCCAUUGUAUCCUGUAAGACCAAUUAAUUCCAAUGUAGCUUCAUCUGACGGUAUUAUGAAUACCCAUCUUAUAAGACCAAUUAAUUCCAAUGUGGCUUCAUCUGUUGCAAAUCGAUUUUCAUUUAUUAACUCUUAUAAUAAUAUAUUAAAAAUUAAUAAAAUUUCUUUUUUUUUUAACAUAUUUUAA
Molecule: messenger RNA, 201 nt
Organism: Dictyostelium discoideum AX4
Lineage: Eukaryota; Evosea; Eumycetozoa; Dictyosteliales; Dictyosteliaceae
Exons: 1
Coding region: 1-201 (66 amino acids)
Source: RefSeq, a predicted model, not a curated record